AUGGAAACCAUAUCGACGGUCAGGAAGGACAGGGGCAAGGCUAGCUCACCAGGCAGUUCCCUCAUUGUACUAAACAGCAGCCAAACACGUUACCAUGUGGUCCGAGCGGCGGCUUUGAAGCGUGGCUGGCUGCUUGAGGAGGGAGGCUGUCACAACGACAUACCUGAGUCCUUCUACGGCGUGUCGUUGCACGCUGCCCGUGUGACGGAAUCCCCCGCACGCCGGUUGGGCGCACUUGUCUACGCGGCUGACUCUACACCACAGGUACUGUGGGUCGACAAGAGCGUCACCCAUCGACGGGUUGCUGCCCUCAAGCCCCAUCAACGACUCAAUCACUUCGUGGGUAUGAGUUGCAUUGCUCGCAAGGCGACUCUGUUCAGGCGCUUAAUGUGUAUUUUGGAUCGCUGUGCGACCACUGAACCAUCAGCGGGGAAGGAGCAAUUUACGUCGCUGCUAGAUACUAUGAGGCGAUUCUACCCACCCAGCUUCGCCACCGGCAUGAGUCUUUCUGCGUUCGCGGCACAUGUCCGCCGUGGUGAAACUUUGUGCAAUGAAGAUAGCGCAAGAGUUUUUUACAUCAUCAAGCCCAAUAAAGGCUGCCAGGGCAAAGGCAUCCUCAUCACGCAGCACCCAACAGAGGCCCUCACCGGGCAGGGACGUACGGGCAUGGAUACGGGGUUCCUCGUACAGGAAUACAUCGACAGACCCCUAUGCAUCGACGGGCGCAAGUUUGAUAUCCGCCUUUACGUGCUCAUCACAUCCAUCUCAGCCCCUGCGCGAUCACGACUCCGUCUCGGCCGAGGAAGAAGCAAUGCACACGAUGCAUCUACGCCUAUGCGGGGUGCAGCAGCUGAGACGCUUCCCCCAGAACUGGAGGGUGUCCACGUGUUUGUGCAUCGCCGAGGGCUGGUUCGUAUCUGCGCGGACGCCUACCAGCCGCCCACCGACGACAACGUGGGCUGCCGAAGCAUGCACUUGACCAACUACGCAGUCAAUAAACAUUCCAAGAGGUACACGGUAGACGAGUGCCCACUGGCUGGUCCCGCUGAGCAAAGCAAUGAAGCGAUGGGCCAAGCCGAUACCGCGCCGCGGGACCCAGUGGAAGGCGAAGCCCUGGUGUGCGGUGGCACUAAGCGUGAUCUGGACUUUUUGGAGGUGUUCCUCAACUCCCUUCCGGGCCGCCCUAGCGGAAUAAAUGAGGACACAGGUGUUCUUCGAGGGAAUGAUCGACCGUGUGAGGGGUCCCUCUGGGCACAGGUGAAGCGCCGCAUCGACGAGUGUAUUGUGCUGACCGUUCUUUCUGGUCUUCCGGCGUUACGACGUGAGCUCGCUGGUGCUGCUGCGAUGAGUAGUACUCGAGGUGACUACAGGCACAAUUGCUUCGAACUGCUAGGUUUCGACAUCCUGCUCAGGGAAGAUAAUCUCGAGCCCGUGCUGAUGGAGGUGAACCACUCGCCCUCACUUUUCUGCGACACGAGUUUUGACUUUAGCGUCAAACUCGAUGUAGUUUCGGAUACUUUCUCCCUGCUCGAAACGCGCAUCGCGUCGCUUGAAGAGCUCCAAUUUCGGAACAGUUCCAGUUUCGCCUUGAACAAAAGAUGUCACAACCAAAGCGCCCCCAAGCCAGGGUAUCCCACGUCGUAUGGGUUCGACGUGCACUCGGAAGUGCUGUCAGAGGAGCAGUUAGUGGAUAGUGGCUCGGUGGGUUUUGUGCAGCUGCUUCCACAACGCGUGCCGUGUGGGGGUUGGACCGAGGAAGAGCGGCAGCGCCAGCGUGCAAUGCUCCUUCUCGCGAAUGGGCUACCCUAA
Phytomonas sp. EM1 is the source of this 1809-nucleotide messenger RNA. The record is from the annotation of a GenBank genome assembly. NCBI's taxonomy places the organism in Eukaryota, Euglenozoa, Kinetoplastea, Trypanosomatida, Trypanosomatidae.